AUGACCUUUUACUUGUUCUUUCUCAUACCAAUGUCAUCAGCUGGAAAUAGAAACACUAACACCAUAUUUGGUAAAAAACAAAAACUGGAGGUUCAGCAGCAAUUAAAGCGCCUUAACAAGCCCGCUCUUAAAUCCAUCAAGAGCCCGGAUGGAGAUAUAAUCGACUGCGUAGAUAUCAACAAGCAGCCAGCUUUUGAUCAUCCUUUGUUAAAAAAUCACACAAUUCAGAUGAGACCAAGUUCUUACCCAGAAGGGUUUCCAUUUGAUGAAAUCAAUGACGUCUCUUCAAACUCCGAGCCUGAAUUUACUCAGCCAUGGCACUUGAAUGGAAGGUGCCCAGAAGGAACUAUUCCCAUAAGAAGAACUAAAGAAGAAGAUUUAUUAAGGGCAGGCUCUGUAGAAAAUUUUGGAAGGAAAAAAUACCAUACCAAUGCUCAUACUAGUAAUAACGAUCCACAAAUCCAUGAGCAUGCAACGUUAAGUGAGACUGGAGAUAAGUAUUAUGGAUUGACGGCAGACAUGAACCUGUGGAACCCCUAUACCAUGGAAGAUGCGUUUAGCAACUCUCAAUUCUGGUUGGCAAAAGGUGAAUAUGGUCAAGAUCUUGAUACCAUUGAAGCCGGCGCGAUGGUUUGCGAAGGUCUAUAUCACGAUAAAAACACUAGACUCUUCAUAUAUUGGACUGAUGAUGCAUAUCACAACACAGGUUGCUAUAAUCUAUUUUGCCCUGGCUUUGUUCAAGUUAACAAAGAGAUUGCGAUGGGUGCAACUGUCACCCCUUAUUCCAAGUAUGGUGGUAACCAAUAUGCACUCAAGUUCUACGUUUGGAAGUUAAAAUAG
This is a messenger RNA of Quercus robur (English oak), 840 nucleotides long. RefSeq lists its product as uncharacterized. The transcript is spliced from 7 exons. Lineage: Eukaryota; Viridiplantae; Streptophyta; Magnoliopsida; Fagales; Fagaceae. Bases 1 to 840 code for a protein of 279 amino acids. The record is from RefSeq and is a predicted model, not a curated record.